AUGCGGACUCUGCCUUCUCUGGGCCUCCCCGGGGAACGCAGUGACCCCACAGCAACAGAAACGAACCCCGGCAGCGGGCCCUGCGGCAGAGCCGAGCCGUGUGCCUCCGCGACCUGCCCGGAUGGGAGCCGGCUCGGGAGCGCCCGGAUCCUUUCGAUUGUACCGCCGCCGCUCGACUUUGCGCCUCCAGACGUGCCUUUCCCGACCCCUAAGAUGAAGAGGGCGAUAGCUGAAGGAAGCAAACUGCUGAUUUUGGUGCUUUGCUUGAACAUCCAGUCAGAAGUGGAGUCUUGCCCUGGAGCGUGUGUGUGCUACAGUGAACCGAAGAUCACAAUAAGUUGUCAGCAGCAAGGACUGACAGCAAUCCCCACGGAGAUACCCAUCCAGAGCCAGCGCAUCUUCUUGCACAACAACAAGAUAACCCUUGUGAGGUCCACCAGCUUCACGUCGUGUCGCAACAUGACAAUUCUUUGGAUCCACUCCAACAACAUCAGCCUCAUCGAGCCUGGAGCCUUCUACGGACUCAACAAACUGGAGGAGUUGGAUCUCAGUGACAACACGAACCUGAAGUCUAUCAAUCCCGUCACUUUCCGUGGUCUUGUUCACCUCCACACCUUACAUCUGGAUCGUUGUGGGCUCAUGGAGCUCUCCACGGGGCUUUUUCGAGGGUUGUUUUCCUUGCAGUAUCUCUACCUUCAGGAUAAUAACCUGCAGAACCUGCUGGAUGACACCUUCAUAGAUCUGGCGAACCUCACCUACCUGUUUUUGCAUGGUAACAAAAUCAAGAGCUUAUCAGAGAACGUCUUUCGUGGGUUAAUCAACCUCGACCGGUUGCUUCUGCACCAGAACAGAGUCAGCCUGGUCCACCGCCGGUCUUUUCACGACCUUGGGAAAGUGAUGACCUUGUAUCUGUUUAACAACAACCUGACCGUGCUCACAGGGGAAACCAUGGCACCCCUGGUGUCCCUCCAGUAUCUGCGCUUAAAUGGCAACCAAUGGAUCUGUGACUGCCAGGCUCGGUCUCUCUGGAAUUGGUUUAAGCAGUUUAAAGGGUCAUCUUCAGAGCUGGAGUGCCACCUUCCACCACGCUUGGCAGGGAGAGACCUCAAAAGGCUGCAGAGCUCUGACUUGGAAGGAUGCAUCGACUCUUUCAACCAGAUUCGAACGAGCGUUUUUAGCACUAAGACCAGAUCUGGUAAACUGGCCACCGGGAGUCCACCUCUCAGCUCCCAUGAUGGCUCCAUGAAGUGCUGCCAGUCAGAAAUGGAUAAAUCUUUUAUAUACGAAGCUAAAGGCAAGGCAGGUCCUUCUUCCCACAGCAGCCGGCCGUCCUCCAACAACCCUCUCAAGGAUAAGGAGAACAUGUCCAAAACCAAGUACGUUGAGACGGACCCUUCCAAAAACGGCAGCAACAAGCAGAUAAACGAUUCCCCUUUUGGGACCUUCCCCAGCAUUGUAGACCCUCCAUUGACCAAGUUGAGACCAGAGUUUCUAGAGCCUAUUGAACCUUCCACAGUCCCAACCAAAAAGAGGCAGGGCUGCUCUAAAAAGAACAAAUCAAAGGCCCAGUGCCGCCUCACCCAGCAAGGAAACAGCUCCACGUUACAGCUCAGCCUAAGCCUUUUGAUCCCCCCUUUGGUGUGGAGCUUACUGUUACUCUGCUAA
Messenger RNA from Centrocercus urophasianus (Greater sage-grouse), 1665 nucleotides. Its product is annotated as reticulon-4 receptor-like. The record is from RefSeq and is a predicted model, not a curated record. Gene Ontology annotation, cellular component: plasma membrane. The transcript is spliced from 3 exons. The coding region runs from base 1 to 1665 and encodes 554 amino acids. NCBI's taxonomy places the organism in Eukaryota, Metazoa, Chordata, Aves, Galliformes, Phasianidae. Gene Ontology annotation, molecular function: protein binding.